CAACAAAAGGUUUGACAACAUAUUGCGAAUCCGAUACAUGACUGGACCGAAGACGCUCUUCGUUGUGGACGUGAAACUCGCGUUUAAGAUCGCGAUCAGUUCGUUAAUGUAAAGAGACGUGUCGUACUGUGUGUGCCUGUACGCGUUGUACCUAAGUCUGAUUGAAGCGUUGUGUGGCGACCGCCAAUGACUUAGCGCAACGACACAUCGAAAUUGGCAUGUCGCUUGAAACCGACAGUUGUCCGCAGCAGAAAGAGUAUGAUUACCUGCUGAAGUUCCUGUUGGUCGGUGACAGUGAUGUCGGAAAACAGGAGAUGUUGAACGAUCUUGAAGAUGGAUCGUCUGAGUCUCCGUAUUGCAGUGGAAGUGCAUAUAAAACUACAAUCAUAUUAUUGGAUGGCAAACGAGUAAAAUUACAACUAUGGGAUGCAUCAGGUCAAGGGCGUUUAUGUACAAUAAUCAGAUCUUAUUCAAGAGGAGCACAAGGUGUUUUGUUGGUUUAUGACAUAACUAAUAAAUGGUCAUUUGAUGGAUUAGACCGAUGGUUAAAAGAAGUUGAAGAGCAUGCACCUGGAGUUCCAAAAGUUUUGGUUGGCAACCGUUUGCAUUUGGCAUUUAAAAGACAAGUUAGUGUCAAAGAAGCUGAAUCCUAUGCCUCUAAACACCAUAUGACUUUAUUUGAAGUCAGUCCGCUGUGUGACUUCAACAUCAGAGAAAGCUUUAGUGAAUUAGCAAGGCGAGCAUUACAUAGAAAUGGAAUGGAAAGACUUUUAAGAUCGAACAAAGUAUUGAGCCUUCAAGAGUUAUGUUGCCGUGCUAUUGUAGCCCGAACUACUCAGUACGGUAUAAACCAGUUGCCUCUACCUGUAACAAUUAAAUCACAUCUUAAAUCAUAUGCACUGACUAGUUUCUCAACCCUAUCCAUGUCAUUACCACGAAAUGCUUCGGCGUCCAAAAAAAUUAAAUUACCUUCCAAUAGUACAGGUGUGUCACGAUUACAUGGCUAUCCUACACAUUCUGUAUCACAUCAUCAUAAUUUGAAAAACACUCCAUUGAGCAUUUCGACAUCAUAUAUUACAAGAAACUCCUGUACAAUAUCAUGACUUUAAUCAUUACAUUAGUCAUAUACUCAUUCAUUUGAAUUUAUUUUUAAAAUCAUUUAAAUAUUUAGUAAGUGCAUCUUUUAUGUUUAACAAUGCUUUAAUUUAUUUUUUCAUUUGAUCUGUGUUAAACAAUGUAUUUUUUCAUUAAGAAAACGCAUAAACUUAUAUCUGUUAAGAUAAAUUAUGUAAAUUGGUGUGAUUUUUUAAUUAUAACUUGGAAGCAAUAAUUGCAAGAACCAUGUGAUUGUUCAAAGCACUCUGGUUUAUGAGAGGUUUUUUAAUUAAUCGAUGACUGUAUUUAUUAGUGAACUUGUGUAAAUAACAAAAGUAUAUAACUCACUUUUUAGUCAUUUUAUUUUUGCAUUUGUGAAUUCUAACUAUUUUAUUUCUUUUGUAACUGUUUU
This is a messenger RNA of Sipha flava (yellow sugarcane aphid), 1507 nucleotides long. It is a transcript of the gene Rab40, whose product is annotated as ras-related protein Rab-40C. The coding region runs from base 219 to 1103 and encodes 294 amino acids. Gene Ontology annotation, biological process: intracellular signal transduction; protein localization to plasma membrane. The transcript is spliced from 4 exons. Gene Ontology annotation, cellular component: plasma membrane; endosome; synaptic vesicle. Gene Ontology annotation, molecular function: GTP binding; GTPase activity. Lineage: Eukaryota; Metazoa; Arthropoda; Insecta; Hemiptera; Aphididae. The record is from RefSeq and is a predicted model, not a curated record.